UAGCGACAAGCUAAAGCAUCUCUGGUGCGCGAGAUAAAAAGAUCGCAGUCUCUACUUCAAAUUUUUCGUAGUCUGUUAAUGACAAGAAUUGCUUAAAUGGAUUCAUUUUUAAAAACUGGAAAGCUCUCUAAUCAGUCUAAGGGAAGUGGAGUGCCAUUACUUCCUGGAAAUGUUGAAGAAAAAAAGCAUUCUUUAAUACCUUGGGUCGAGAAAUACCGUCCUCGAACAAUUGAUGAAGUUUCAUAUCAGGAAGAAGUCGUUGCAGUACUUCAAAAAUCACUCCAAGGGGCUGACCUUCCAAAUCUGCUUUUCUAUGGUCCACCUGGUACUGGUAAAACCAGCACCAUUUUAGCAGCUGCCCGAGAUCUUUUUGGUGAUAUUUACAAGGAUAGGGUUUUGGAAUUGAAUGCAUCAGAUGAACGAGGUAUCCAAGUUGUAAGAGAAAAAGUCAAGAUUUUCUCUCAAAGAACUGUUAGCUCAGUUAGACCUGAUGGAAAACAAUGCCCUCCUUUCAAAAUUGUGAUUUUGGAUGAAGCAGAUUCUAUGACAGGUGCUGCACAAGCGGCUCUCCGCCGAACCAUGGAGAAGGAGACGAAAUCGACUCGGUUUUGCCUUAUUUGUAACUACGUAAGCCGCAUCAUAGAGCCCUUAACGUCAAGAUGCUCCAAGUUUAGAUUUAAACCACUCCCUCGCGAAAUUUUGGUCAAAAGACUAGAACAUAUAUGUAUUGCUGAAAAUAUGUCAUGCUCAGAAGAAGUUUUGGAAAGUUUAAUCGAAGCAUCCGAAGGGGAUCUUCGAAGGGCGAUUACAUUUCUUCAAUCUAUCGCCAAUUUGAAUUCUGAAGCAUCCCCAACCAUUGAAGACAUCUAUGAAAUUACAGGGAGAGUGCCAAGUUGUUGGAUUGAAGGCCUGCUUGAAAAAUGUACUUCCGGAUCAUAUGAUGCAAUGCAGUCAUUUAUCAACAAUUUUUCGGCUGAGGGAUUUUCGGUUUCCCAGCUUCUUAACCAACUGCAUGAACGAAUCGUCUUUUCCACAGAACUUUCAUCCAAGCAGAAGAACGUGAUAUGCGAAAAGCUGGCGAUUUGUGAUCACCGUUUGGCGGAAGGAGCUGAUGAACAACUUCAGUUGUUAGAUCUUAGCUGUACUAUCAUGAAUUCGUUCCAAUAGUUCUUUGUAAUUCUAUUUCUUCUAUUGGAAUACAUUUCUUAUAGCAACUC
Molecule: messenger RNA, 1217 nt
Organism: Daphnia pulicaria
Lineage: Eukaryota; Metazoa; Arthropoda; Branchiopoda; Diplostraca; Daphniidae
Product: replication factor C subunit 4-like
Exons: 10
Coding region: 97-1167 (356 amino acids)
Biological process (GO): DNA-templated DNA replication; DNA repair
Cellular component (GO): nucleus; DNA replication factor C complex
Molecular function (GO): ATP binding; DNA clamp loader activity; DNA binding
Source: RefSeq, a predicted model, not a curated record